CACUAUUAAGACGCCAUUUUUGCGUGAUAUGGAAGUGACUGUUGUGUGACGAUUUGUCUAUUUACGUUAAUUUUAAUAUUAAAAGACAUAUUCAAUUAUACAUUUAAUUCUUUUUUUAAAUGUGUAAUGUUCUUACUUUAUUAGUAAGAUUAUCAGAAAAAAGAAUUACCGUAUACUAUAGGUGAUAUCAUCUGCGCGGGAAAUGUGGAUAGCUACGUUUUGUAUUCCCGCAAAUUAAAACUCAUUUUAUUCUUAAAUAUUGUGUUAAAAUAUCAACAUGAUUGCAUACAAGGGCCGAGAAAAUAAGAGAGGUAAGGCCAUAAAAAUGCCUAGGAAUAUAGAACGCUUAUAUAAAGAAGGGAAAUGCCGUGACUGUUCAGUGGUGGUGACGCGAAUGGAUUUUGCUAAAAUAUUGGGAAAGUUUACUAAAGUUAAAAUACAAUAUGAAAGCAGUUCUUCACCAAAAACACAGAAGGCGACAGAAACAGCUGUACCAAAUUCAAAUGCAAGGUUAAAAAACAACGAAAAUGGCAUGGUACUCCUGCGAAGAACGGCUUACAAUCAACAUCCCGUAAAAGAUUUAGUUAACUCUAAUUCUAAGAAACAGAAAACUAAUGAAAUGUCAACGAUUACACCUCGGCAAGUAAAUAAUGUACUCAAAGAAAAUAAUGGCUCCAAUAAAACAGAUAUUGUAAGGGAGAAAAUCUUAACCCAAAAACAAACAAAUAAUAAUUGUAAUAAACAAUAUGCUAUCAUAUUUAAUGAUCCAUCAUGCAAUAAUAAUUAUGAUGUUAAAUGUGAUUUUUCCUUAAUGGAACUAUUACCCAAAGUAGACAAAAGUAUAUUUCCUUCAAAGGAAUGGUGUAUAGAUUAUUUUCCUAAAAAUGAAGAGCCAACUGAUGAUAAAGUAUAUGACCGUAUAGCGGCUGAACUUGAAGAUCUAAUGUAUAGUGAGAAACCAGAUGAUAAAUUUAGUAAAUCAGAAUCUGCAGAAAAUAAAGUGGAUGAUUUUCCAUCCAUAAUGGACAUACUUAAUGAUAACAAUACCCCUGUAAAUAGUACAGAAACAAAAGACCAAAGUAGUAAUAUAGAAUUUAAAGAUAACUUGGAAUCAAGUGAUGUUGAAGCUAUGCUUCUCGGUAGCCAGCCAGCCCUUGAUAACAAGGAAACGGAAGAAAACAAAGCAUUAGAAGAACCGUUACCUAUGGAAGUUGAUACUACUGAUGUUAAUAAAUUAAUAGAAGAUGUUGCACAAUUUAGCACUAGCACUGAAAGUGAGAAGGCUGAAGUUACUCCAAUAAAUGAAAUUGAAAAUCCUCAUAGCCCAUCAAUAUUAGAUGAAGCAUUACAAAAAGGAAUAGAGGAACACUUACCAUGUGACACAUCUCAAAAAAGUGAACCAGAUGUUGAACCUGAACCUGAAGCAGAAGCAUUACCAGAAGAAAGUAGUAAUAUCGCUGACGAAAAUAAAACGACAAUCGAUGAAAGCCAAACCAACACUGAUAUUGAACAAGCUAUAAUUAAUGACCAAAGCACUAAUGAUAGUCCAUUGAAAGAAAGCUCGGAAAAUGAUUUAAAUAUAUUACCAACAUCUAAGUUAGAAGAUAUUACACAUGUUGUAUUUAAAAAAGUAGUUGAUGGUAUAUGUCAAAAAUCUGUGACAUGUCCUAAGAAUUUAAAAUAUAGCAUAGAAUUAGAAGAGAAAUCUGUGGAGUUUUUAGGUGCUCCUAAAUAUAUAUCAAGCUUAGAAGACUUACAGGUAUUAUUACAAAUUGUAAAUGAGACAGACUUAAGAAGUUUAUAUGUACUUUAUUGAAGUUUUUGUUUUGCUUAAAUAAACCUGGACAAAACCUAUGACAACUAUUUAAAAAAAUGACCUAAUGUAAUUUUGUCAUAACAAAAUAUAAUAGUUGACUUGAAAAAACAUUAAUUAUAGAGAUAGUAUAUAAUAGGAUAACAUUUUGUCUUUAUGUCAAUGGAAUAUUAUCAAUAUAUUUCAUCCAAAUAUUUGUUAUAGUUAUAACAAUACACAUUUGUUUAAAAGGUUGAUAAUUUAAAAAAUGUUUUAUUAUAAGAUCCAAUAGGUUAAAAGCCAAAAUAUAAUAUACUAUGAAGAAAACAAUUGGUUAUGCUUAUUAUUGCAUUUAUUAAUAUACAUUGAUAAUAUUUAUAAAAUUAGUAAAAAUUAGCAUUUUUUUUUCUUGUAUUUUCUUAACCUUCCAUUAGAUUUUUUUAUAAAUAUAACAUUGUCUAGGAAUGUAUCAAAGGAAGGGAAAUCAAAUUUAUGCCUUAAAUACAUAAAAAGCAUUAUUCUAAUGAUUCUAUUAUAUGUGAAAUUAUAGUACCUCAGUUGCCCUGGCAGAGCAACCAGCAGUUCAAAUAAUUUGACACAAUCUCAUCUCAAAAAAACCUUAUACAAUUUCAGUUUUUUUUCUUUUCUGGCAGGAAUAUCUGAUGAUAACAUAAUUUAUUAACAUAAAAUCGAUUUAGAUUUUAUAUACAUUAAAAUAAGAGUAGAUAUUUUAAAAAGUGCGUUUUAUUUUUAUUGCCAUACGAAAGUAAAAAAUGACUAAGUUUAAUUAAAGAUAUUACUGAUAAUAAAAUAUUAAUUUCCAUUUGCCAAUAAAAUUAGAGAUCAAAGCCAAUGAUUUUAUGUAAGCUAUGUUUCGUCAAAAUACAUUUAAAAUGGAAAAAAAAAAUUGAUCUCCUUAGAACUAGACAAUUCUUGCCUCAAAAAUUAAAAUUACCUAUAAUAUCGUUCAUUAUGUCCACACUGAAAACUGCUGAACUUCUGAAAAUUAUUAAAAAGAAGUACUAAACAUUUUGAUUAUUAAAAUUGACAUAUAAGUAUUAUUUGAUACAGUUGACAAAAUUAAAAUAUUUUUACGAAAAUUUUAUUAAGUUUUCAAAGUUGAAAUUCAAAAUGCUUCAUAUAUAACAUUUAAUAGAAAUUAAUUCAUGGCUUUGUAUAAAUAUGAAUUAUGUUUUAUGGCAACAUUGAAAAUUUUUAAGUAAUUAGUUUUUAGUUGGUGUAGUUCUCUAUUUUAUUUGAGUCUUUUUGUAAAAAAUAUAUCCUACAAUUUAGACUCCAUACAGUUUAUUCAUUAGAUACCUAGUUUAUACUUUAGUUGAUUUCUUUGUUCCGUGUAUUCUUGGUUGCACCAGUCGAGUGAUCGACAUCACGAUGUCUAUGAUAAAUACUUAACUCUAAAAA
Molecule: messenger RNA, 3214 nt
Organism: Vanessa tameamea
Lineage: Eukaryota; Metazoa; Arthropoda; Insecta; Lepidoptera; Nymphalidae
Exons: 1
Coding region: 278-1816 (512 amino acids)
Source: RefSeq, a predicted model, not a curated record